Impatiens glandulifera is the source of this 2290-nucleotide messenger RNA. RefSeq names its product calmodulin-binding protein 60 A-like. The transcript has 7 exons. Lineage: Eukaryota; Viridiplantae; Streptophyta; Magnoliopsida; Ericales; Balsaminaceae. Gene Ontology annotation, biological process: regulation of salicylic acid biosynthetic process. Gene Ontology annotation, cellular component: nucleus. The record is from RefSeq and is a predicted model, not a curated record. The coding region runs from base 331 to 2091 and encodes 586 amino acids. Gene Ontology annotation, molecular function: DNA-binding transcription factor activity; sequence-specific DNA binding; calmodulin binding.
GAUUGGCUGAUUCAUGAAAAAGAUGUCAUUUUUGUUUAAUUAUAAUGAAAUGACGAUGAGGGUGUGGCAGUGUGUAUCUGGAUUUUGAUCUUCUCUUUGUCCCUACUUUCUUAAACCCAUUUGAAAAUUUGCACCACUCUCCAAUCCAAUGGACCCAAUCACUAAAUUCCUUCUUAUAAAUCACUUCCAAACUAUCAGACUAGACUUUCAUCGUCUUCAACUGGAAUCUCCCUUGUCCGUACCCUAGUAGAGAGAAGAAACAAGGUAAAAGAGAUGCCGCAAAACCCAGAUCAGUAAGACCAUCUAGUACCCAGUUCAAAGGGUAGACGGAUGUGUCAACUUCCCUUAAAAAGUGCAGUGUCGGAGACAAUGAGGAUGCGCGAUGACUCCAAUUCAACUGAUUCCGAAUUGAAUAGAACUGAGAUGAAUGAUGAUGAUGAUGAUGAUGUUCAAUCGGCUCUGAAAAACCAAACAUCAAAUCAUAAUGACUACAGGAAUCCGAGUUUUGAAACCCUGCAGCUGAAAUUCCAAAACAAACCCUCUAGUGAAGUAUUGACUGGAAGGGAAAUUUGCGGAGACAGAUGUUCGAAGAUUCAGGUGGUUCUUGUUGAUCGGAAAACAGGACACAUAGUCAACUCUGGCCCCGAAUCAUCUUCAGAAGUGGAAAUUGCAGUUUCCGUUGUGAGAGGACCACUUGAGAAAGGGCUUAUAGGGAAUGUACGAUUCAACCUUGAAAAUGGAAUUGGAUUUCUCCAUAAUGUGCGGUUUACGCAUACUAAACUUUGGACUAGGAAGUGUGAAGUUCGGUUGAUUGCAAGAAUCACUGGUCAUAACAGAAAUAGAGUGGAAGAAGGAAAGAGUGAAUCAUUUACUCUCUUGGAUCAACGUUCAAAAGUGAAUGGGAAGCACGAUCCACCAACUCCAUCUGAUGAAAUCUGGCGACUGAGGGCCAUUCAGAAGGAUGGCCCAUUCCAUGGUAACUUAAAUCGAGAACAAAUUAUUACUGUAAAGGAUUUGUUGAUUCUACUCAAUACAGAUCAGCAGAAGCUGAAAGAUAUCCUUGGCCCUGGCUUCCAUGGUAACAAUUGGAACACUAUGGUGAACCAUGCUCGGAAUUGUGAAGUUGAUCAGAGUCUACUCUUGUAUUGGUCUCCCAUAUCUCUGCACAAGAUUGGGGUUGUUUUUAAUUCUGUGGGACUAUUGACUGGACUAUUUAUUGAAAACGAGUAUACUAGGGCUGAGAGGCUGCCAACAGCCCAGAAGGAUGUGGCCCUUCAACUAAUAAGAUCUGCAUUUGCCGAUGCUGAGAACAUUAGUUGUUUCGAUAAUGAGGCCUCUCUAUCCAAGACCUUUUCAGAUCUGUCAAUCGCUUCUACUGCUUUCAACAUUAUUCCUAAUUUUCAGGAGGCUAAUGGAAGCUUAGAUUUACAACAGGCUUCCUCCUUUUCUAAAACUAUCUCUGAUAAAAACCAGACACUCUGCCCCUGGUCAGAAUUGAACUAUGAUGAGUUUGAUCAUCUUGAUCAUACUAACUCAAUUUGUGAUACAGAGUCGAUGUUUCAGGCAUUCGCACAGGACGAACGCUCGAGAUUUUCUGAUGAUCACGCAGAAGUUCCAUCUUCUGCUAAUGCUGACAUUACCAUGGACGUGGUUCCGAGAAAAUGUGUUCCGAAAAGUAACAGGGCUCAUAUGAGGUGGAAAAUACUUUCUAGCGUGAUGAGGUUAGUUUCUGUUCGAAAGAAAGGUGAGGAGAAACAAGUUGGAUCUACUAGUAGUGAACAAGUUAAGUCUUCGGACUACUGUGUGGAUGAGCAUCUGCAGCUUUUGGAAUCUGAAAGCAAGGAAGACAGAGAAUCUGCUGUUAACGAGAUUCUGCGUGAUUUUACUGCUGGAGCGAUGAUGAAUAAGGCUCAGAGAAAAUAUGUCCCGAAAAGAGAUAUAGCUCAGAGAAAAUGGAGGGUGUUAUCCAGUGUAAUGAAGUUCUGCUCUUUACGCAAUGGUCGAAUGCUAAACGGGCAAACUGCUCAUUUUGGUUCAACUGAGGACAAUGAUGACGAUGAUGGUGAUGGCAGUUCAACUGCUGACUUCUGAUCAUUCUGAGUAAGAAAAUUUGCAAAGGAGGUUGUUUCGGUUGAUAGGAGUAACAUGCUUCAGUUAUUUUUAGUAUUCUUAUGAGGCUUUUAUAUCAUGUCAUCUAGAAAAGCCACCAAUUGUUAUCCCUCAUAUGACUAAACUAGUAUUACCUUAUUUUGAUGUAAUUCGGUCAAUAAAAACCAUUCUAUUGUCAUUA